Antechinus flavipes (yellow-footed antechinus) is the source of this 6379-nucleotide messenger RNA. It is a transcript of the gene NACC1, whose product is annotated as nucleus accumbens associated 1. Gene Ontology annotation, molecular function: RNA polymerase II cis-regulatory region sequence-specific DNA binding; DNA-binding transcription factor activity, RNA polymerase II-specific; protein binding. Gene Ontology annotation, biological process: regulation of transcription by RNA polymerase II. Bases 197 to 1867 code for a protein of 556 amino acids. The record is from RefSeq and is a predicted model, not a curated record. The transcript is spliced from 5 exons. NCBI's taxonomy places the organism in Eukaryota, Metazoa, Chordata, Mammalia, Dasyuromorphia, Dasyuridae.
GCCCGGCCCAGCAUAUCGCAGCCCAGCCCGGCCCGUCCCGAGCCGGCGCAGCACCGCUGGCCACCCCGGCCCCGGCCCCGGCUCCGGACAGGGAGGUUCGCCCCUGAGCUUUGCUCAGACUCAUUGUGUGAGGACUUUGACAUCCUGGGUGGAGGGAAGGGGGGCUUCCCCCAUCCCUCCUCAAGCUGCUACCAUCAUGGCUCAGACCCUGCAGAUGGAGAUCCCCAACUUUGGCAACAGUAUCCUGGAAUGCUUGAAUGAGCAGAGGCUGCAGGGUCUCUACUGCGAUGUAUCAGUGGUGGUAAAAGGCCAUGCUUUCAAGGCCCACCGUGCUGUCCUGGCUGCCAGCAGCUCCUACUUCCGGGACCUUUUCAACAGCAGUAAGAGCGCAGUGGUGGAGCUGCCCGCCGCUGUGCAGCCCCAGUCCUUCCAACAGAUCCUUAGCUUCUGCUACACUGGCCGCCUCAGCAUGAAUGUGGGUGACCAGUUCCUCCUCAUGUACACUGCUGGCUUCCUCCAGAUCCAGGAGAUCAUGGAGAAGGGCACAGAAUUUUUCCUCAAGGUGAGCUCACCCAGCUGUGACUCGCAGGGCCUCCAUGUUGAGGAAACACCCUCGUCAGAGCCUCAGAGUCCCGUAGCCCAGACCUCCAGCUGGCCAGCUUGCAGUGCCCCACUUCCCCUUGUCUCUCGAGUUAAGACUGAGCAGCAAGAGUCAGACUCAGUUCAAUGCACGCCUGUAGCCAAGCGGCUAUGGGACAGUGGCCAGAAAGAGGGUGGUAGCAAUGGCAGCCGCAAAAUGGCCAAGUUCUCCAGCCCAGACUUAGGAGGGAACCGAUCCCAGCAGCCGCAACCCCUAGCACAGCAGCCUCAGCAGCAGCAGGUGCCCCAGGGCAUGGCACCCGCCCCAGUGCCAGCAGGGGCAGCAGGGAUGGGGAGCGGGCCCAGCACAUCAGAACGGACCAGUCCUGGGACAUCCAGCGCCUACACUAGUGAUAGCCCCAGUUCCUACCAUAAUGAAGAGGAUGAGGAGGAGGAUGCAGGGGAGGAGGGCUCUGAUGAGCAGUACCGCCAGAUCUGCAACAUGUAUACGAUGUACAGCAUGAUGAAUGUAGGCCAGACAGGUGAGCGGGCGAGCCCCCUGGGGCGGGGGAGGGAGGGGCUUAGCCCCGGGGAGGCCCUACAGCCCCCAUCGGCACUCCCCUCCCCUCCCCUCCCCACUCUCUCCCCAGCUGAAAAGGUGGAGGCCCUGCCGGAGCAAGUGGCCUCUGAGUCCCGCAACCGAAUCCGGGUGCGGCAAGACCUGGCCUCUCUGCCAGCCGAGCUCAUCAACCAGAUUGGCAAUCGAUGCCAUCCAAAGCUCUACGACGAGGGUGACCCUGCUGAGAAGCUGGAGCUUGUAACAGGCACCAAUGUGUACAUCACAAGGGCACAGCUCAUGAACUGUCACGUCAGUGCGGGCACGAGACACAAAGUCCUCCUUCGUCGGCUCCUGGCCUCCUUUUUUGACAGGAACACUCUGGCCAACAGUUGUGGCACAGGCAUCCGAUCUUCCACCAAUGACCCUACCCGAAAACCCUUGGACAGCCGGGUCCUCCAUGCUGUCAAGUUCUACUGCCAGAACUUCGCCCCGAACUUUAAGGAGAGCGAGAUGAACGCCAUCGCAGCGGACAUGUGCACCAAUGCCCGAAGGGUGGUGCGUAAGAGCUGGAUCCCCAAGCUGAAGCUCCUCAUGGCUGAGGGCGAUACGUACACGACCUUCAUCAAUGACACAGGCAAGAUGGAGCCCGACAUGAUGGGUGUGGAGCACGGCUUUGAGACGGCCAGCCAUGAUGGGGAUGCUGGGCCCUCAGCCGAAGCCCUCCAAUAACCCUUCCCCCCCUCUCUGCCCUGUCUGACCUAGCCUUUCCUGGCUUGUACUCCUCCUCCUCUUUCCCCAGUUGCAGGCUGCCCUUUGGCAAGGGGUUCCCUCUGCCUUUCAUUUUGGACUUUGUUUAUUCUUUGGUUAACAUCCCCUCCUGUCCUUGGUCCAGUUUGCCAGAGUGGACGCGUGAUCACUGCACGAUGCUGUCUGUCCCACCCCUUCCCUCCUCCCCCCAACAGCACCACUUCUUUCCCAUGGAGCACAUAGCACCAAGGAGCAGAAAUCCAGGUGGACUGUGUGGUCCUAUGGGGUGGGUUGAAGUGGGAAAUCUCUCCAGUCUCUUCCCACCCUGUUCCCCAUUUCUUGAAAGGCACUAAGAGUAGGUUGGGAAAGUGUCAAACAUGGUUUUGUUUCCUUUACUUUUUUUUUUAAACAAACACUCAGAAUGAUCUAACUAUAUAUAUAUAUAAAGAGAGAGAAAUCUAUAGACCUAGAAAUAAUAUAUAUAUAUUAUAAAAAUAUUUACCAGGAAAGGAAAAGCAUGUUCGUCCUACAAGCAAGAGAAAAUGAGUAACAAAUUGCCUUUCAGUGGCAAACGCUCCCCACCCCCAAACUCCCAAGUCAGUGCCCCAGUAGUAUCCUUUGGGAGUGGGUAUCAGGGAUUUGGACUUUCUCCCUGCCCUUCCUGAAGAUUGCCCUUGGAGGCUAGACUUGGCCUCUGGCUCUCUUUAUACUUUGUUCUUCCAGGCCUCCAGUCUGCAUUUCUACCCUUCUUCCUCUUCCUUCAUAGAGCUUCUGGCUUUUUUCAUCUUCAUUCUUAGUCUUUUCCAAAACAUCUUCCCAUCUAUUUAAUUUUAUUAUUGGGACAUCCUGUGGGAUGGUAAGGGCAACUGGCAGUAACGCCACUUAACAGGGAGGAAAUGGAAGUGUUUCCCCCCAAUUUUUGCCCCUCAAAGUGAUCUGCCCAGUGUCACAGCAAGGGAGUGGCAGGGUGUGGACAAGAACAAGAAGAACAAGAACAAGUUCCCGAACUGAUGGGCCAGUGAUCUUUGUUCCAUCAGACUCCAGCAGCCUCGGAUCUUUAAUUCAUUUUUGUUCUUUUUGGAGAAAAGAACAGGCACUGAAUCAGGAGUCUUAUGUAGGAAGAGAGGAGAGAGAGAAAGACUGAGUGUGAUUGUGAGUAUGUGCAAUCACUAGAGUAGGAAUGACUUGAAUGGUUUUGCUUUGGCAAAAUAAGAUGGAAUCUGGAGUGUUUCUAGGGAUAGUGGAGUAGGAUUGGCAGGAAGGGGAGCAGUGAGGCUGAAGUCAGACUCCUUUAUGUGUCACAUGAACCUCUCCUGAGAGGUGGCGGCCCUGCGGCUCUCCUCCCUGUCCAGUCCUUUCCUCUACCUGUCCCUGAAACCCUGUGGACAGACUUAAAAAAUGUAGCAAGUGUUAAGUCCUAUGGAAAUGUCAAGACCUAUAGAAUUUUCAACCAAUAUGACUUCCCAUGAUCCUCUUUUCCCCCAUGUUCUUUACCUCCCAAGCCUGGAGGCUUGGUGGGCUUAGUUGUUCCUGGGGUCUUGAAAGGAGGCACCUUGAAGGUGUUGGGGAGCAGUGUGAGUAGAAAUCUGUCCACAUUCUAUGGGCUUUGUCAAUUUUUCUUUAAACUUGCCCUUCUGUCUUUUCUGGUCCUCAUUUCUGCCAAUCCAUGGCUUUCCCUCUGAGACUCUGGCGUGUCCAGCCUGGUCAGGCCCUACUAAAGGGUUAAUCCUCAUUUCAAUUAAGCUGAUUUGUGGCUAUUCCCUUUCCUUAAUUAAGGAUGUUUUCUAGUUUGUAUAUGUGAACAUGGAUGGGGGCGAGGGGGGCAUCUUUAUUUCAUUUUUGUUUGCCUCCCUUCUCUCUCCCCCAUCCUCAGAUCCUGGGUGACCUCUCUCCCAAAGUUAGGGUGCUCCUUUAAGCCAAAUCCCAUACUCUUACUGAAUGUCUCAUUGGUUCAGAGAUUUAGAGGUGGAGGGGAGGGACCUGAGAGGUCAUCUGGUUUAAUUGAGGCCCCCAGAAGUUACAUGACUCUCCGGCAGGGCCAGGAUCAGAAGCUGAUUAUCUUUCAUGUUAUUUUUUCUCCACCACUGUCUCUGCUGGGUCUGGGCACAGUACAGGUGCUCAGCUCUGAGCUACCUGCAGAGUCGCUUCUACCUCCUUCUUGGACUUCAUUGGAGUGAUGCCAUAGGAUCAGGGAUGGAUUGGGGGGAAGAGCACAAACUUGUUGGACCCCCUUGGAAUCCUAGCUUUGUCAGUAGCUCUGUCCAUUGCCACGGUGGGUGCAUCCAUUCUUUCUGCUCUUUAGCUAGAGUCAUAAGUAUUUACUUGCUGACUACAAGCCAGGAACAGGCCUAUGUGCUGCAGAAAGACAAAAGGGGAAACCAAACAGUCCCUGCCCCCAUGAGGAGUUUACUUUUGAAUGUCAAUAAUUCCCAGCCUUCUCUCUGCUUUAUGUUCCCUCGAAGAGGCAAAGUAAGGGCUGCCUGAGAGUCUGAAUGGCUGGUACUCUCCUCUCCUCUUUGCCCAACUUGCUGGGCAGGAGUCCUCUUUGUAAAUGCCCAGUGUCACCGUUUAGGAUGGAGCCAGCGGUGGGGCUGGCCCCGAUCUGUCUGCUUUUUCUGGAUUGGGGUCGACUUGCAGGCAGUAUAAUAGGAGGCCUUUCCCUCUCAUCUUCUGGCCCUUUUUUCUGCUUUCUAAGGACCUUACCCUGGGCCCUGUAGGACCAGGGGUAGCAGUGAGGGGAACAUGCACUUUGAAGGAGCUCUGGUCCCAGGACCUCAAGACUUUGGCACAAUGUACCUAGGAGAGCACCCCCCUCCCCCGCCCCACUCAUUAAUUGAGGAUGCAUUACUUUGGAAGAGGCCAUUUGAGGAAAAUGUUUCCCCCUUGCCAGUUUCCUGAAGCUAGCCUGUUUUGUCUGUCUGAUCUUUUCUAGUCCCUCAGGAUAAAACCCUUUUUAAAUGACUCUACUAGCCUACUCAGUGUAAGCUAAGGGAGAGAGGGAACAUGCGAAUUUUUUUCCUCCAGUUGUGUACCCCACAGCACCAGAGCCCUCUUGUGUCACAUUCUAUAUGUCCACUUCUUGGUCACUUUCCUAAGCCCCUGGAGAGGGACACUAGAUCUUUCUUGCCCUAAAAUACAAGCACCUUAUCUGCCCUCCCAUCCUUAAAACUGUCCUAAUUCCCCUUCCCCAAAUCUCCCAAAGCACAAGGCCCCUCAAGGUGUUCUAACUAGAGUCACCUGUGAGGUUCUGGGACCAAAUUGGGGGAGGAGAUAGAUAUCAGUAAGGAAGGGAGGCAGAGUGGGAGAGCCCCUUCUCAUCUUGGUGCCUGGCGAAGGGAGGAAGGACAGUACGUGUAUCCCUUAUGUAUUGUGUCCCCAAAAUCCAGCUGUGAAUUAUGUAGCCUCUGGAGCUGCCUGUCAUUAACGAGGGAUAGGAGGGAGAGAACAGAGCAUGGGGGUAGGCCAGCAUUAAAAUUUAAAAUUGGGUUGUCUGCCAGCCACGCUUCAGCACAUUCCUGCCCUGCUCCAGCUUAGGCCCUGGAGCCUUUUGUCCCAACACUAUCACUAGCCGGGAGUGCUGAGAUUCAGCCCCACCUAGCCUGAGCUCUCCCCCCAGUGUGAUCAUUAUUCAGAGUGUCUACCCCACUCCCUUCUGCAACCCUUAAUUGGACCCCAAGUUCCUUCCUUUAGGCUGCAGCCUCUGCUUCCCUAGGAUCCUCUAUUUUAUACACCUGGAAGCUUGAGAGGAGGCGUCAUUUAGCAAUAAAGGAGGCAGCUAAAGGCGAGGGGAAUAUGGAGAGAAGAGACUUGUGGAUUUCCAAAUUCCAUGGUUGUAAGCUGAUGUUUGUUCCAUGAUCCCGAGAACCCUAGACUUGGAGCUGAAAACGACCUAGAAUCACCUUGUCCAGAUGCCAAAAGGUGCAGAGCCUGGAAGGGGCUUGAGGGACUGUGCUGAAGUGGGCCGGGGAGGGGGGAGGGGAGUCAGCUCCUCCCAGGAGAGCCAAAGACAAGGGUUGUGCCUUACCAAAGGGGGGCUGCCCCCUUCCUUCCCCUCCCCCCUCCCCAGGGUCCUGCUCUUCAAUUUCCUUUCUCAAACAUCCCUCAUCUACCCCUUCCCUCCUCCCCCCAUUCGCCUUUCUGCUGAGCUGCAUGGCCCAGGAAUGCUGGGUGCUUUCUGCUGAUGCUGCAGCUGCUUCUCCACCAACCACCCUCAGAAGUCAGGCCCAGAAUCAAGUUUUCCACAAAAAAAGGAAGAAAAAAGACAAAAAACAAUCUCCCCAGACCCUGGGGCUGCCAGGAUUUGUCUGUGUGAAGUGCCAAUGACCUUGUGACCUUCAGAAAACACACACAAGGCUCCCCAGUCCCCAGCCCGCCUCACCCCCCUGUGACCCCAGUAAUGAGGCUUGCACAUUAACUACUGUAAAGAGGAGCAGAGCUGGAGAAAUGUGAAUAAUGGGAAUAAUAAUACUGAAUAAUAAAUAAUGGCAUUUGUAA